Messenger RNA from Paramecium sonneborni, 9231 nucleotides. The record is from the annotation of a GenBank genome assembly. NCBI's taxonomy places the organism in Eukaryota, Ciliophora, Oligohymenophorea, Peniculida, Parameciidae.
AUGUCAAUUAAAGGUGAGUCUUUAAAAUUUGGUUAAAUGAUCUCUAUAAGUCCUCUAGCCAAUUAAUCCUUAUUUGUCUAUAGUGAUGGAUUAGUUAAAACUGAUGCAAAGGUAAUAGUAAAAAAUAUCAAAUUAGCUGGUUGAAAUAUCACCAGAUAUAAUGGCCUCAGGUUCACUCUACUACUAUAGUUUGUUUAGAAUUUAUCCUGAUUUUAUUACAUCUAAAUUACAAAUGGCUGUUAAUUUCAAAGAAGAAACCAUGCAAGAUGAUAGUUCAAAAUAAAUGUAGAAACUCAAAGAUCUGUAAACAAAAGUACUGAUCAUAAAUUAAUCAUAGAUUAUAGCUGAUUAUAAAUCUAAUAUAGAUGUUUCUGCUAAAUACAAAGAUAAGCCUUUAUCUUUUAAUAAUUUAAUUUAGUUUAUGCAUGUUGCAACUAAUCGAUUUUUAUCUCUAUCUAGUAAAGAAGCUAAAGAAGAAAAAGAAAACUUUAGGUUAGAAUUAGUAGAAUAUCCAUCAUCAAAAACAAUAUUUUAAUUAUAACCUGCUUUUGUUCAUUAAAAAGAAUCAAAUUCAGAAGUUUAUGCAGGUGAUAGUGUUUAUAUUAUGUGUGAUCAUAUUUAUUUAGGAAUUAAACCAAAAUUAAGAGCUACUCUUAAAUAUGGUGUUAUGGAUACAUAUGAAUAUUUAUAAGAUAGAUCCAUCUAUGCUGUUCCUAAUCUAAAAUUACUUAAAAAAAUGACAGAUUAAUUAGCACAAUAAUAAGAUACUUUAGAGAUCACACCAACAAUUUAAAAAUUUUAGAAAGUAGCAAGCUUAGCAAAAGGACAAAGUAUUCGAAGAUAAACUACUUGUAUUUUAUAUUAUAGAUAAUAAUUAGUAAAAUAAGAAGAAGAAGUAAAGCCUAUUGGAUAAACAAGCGAAGUCAAUAUAUCCUUAGAACAUUAGAGUGCCUGGGUUUUAACUGUAUUUUGUAACUAAAAUGAUAAUGAAUAAAUUAUCAGUUGUAAUGAUGUUAUAUGGAUUCAUCACAUUGAAGAAAAUUCUCUUCUCACUUUGGGAAGGAAUUAAGAUAGCGAAUUAAUUAUUACUUUUUAAAAGUAAUCAAAUGAACAACAGGGUGAAUUUAACGGAGAUUCUAAUGGAAUGUUUUAAAUUGAAAAUGAAGAUCUUAAUAUAGGAGGAUUAGUAGAAUGGGGAUAAAAUAUAAGAUUGAGACAUUUUAUUCUUGGAAAAUAUUUAGCUAUAAAUUAUGAACCUAUUAAAUCAGGUUAAUUAUUAUUAUACUUGUCUGAUUAACCUACUCCUAAUACUCUUUUCUAAUUUGUAGCUGUACCUACAAUGGGAUCAAAUGCAAUAAGCUAAAAAUAUGUUACAAAAGAUGCAUUCAUGAAGAUUAAAGCAGUUGGAAAGUCUACAUAAUGGGUACAUAUUGAAUAAAAAAAAAUUGUAAUUUAUUUAAUAUAUUUAAGCUACAAGCAAAUAGUAAAUAUAAGGACACAGUUGUUGAAGAAGAUAAAUCAGUGCUCGUUAUUAGAUUAACUGAUAAUACAGAAGAUGAUGAUGUACUAAAAUUAUACAAAGCAAAUUAUAGUGAUGUCUUAGAAACUAAUUUUUUAAUAACAGGUUUCCCAGUAUUAAGAAGAGGUUUAACUAAACUUAAAGCUAAUAAAGAUAUGACUAAGGAAGCAUAGAAAUAAUAAAUGAUCAAAACUUAUAAAAAAUUGACAACAACUAUUGAAAAAUUAGAACUUUUUUGCAUAAAUUCUCUAAUUAAUACUUAACUUGAUAUCAAAAACACCAAAGUAGCAAUAUUAUAGAGAUAGAAAAUAUUGAGAGAAUAAUAUUUUAUUGAUCUUUUAAUUGAAAUUAUGAAGUAUAUUACUAAUGAGGAUGAAUUAAGAUAAUAUAGUGAAUAUUAAUUAGCCUAACAUAAAGCUGCUUUAGAAAAAUAAAUGAGAAAUACUAUUGUUGUUUCAUAAAGAUCUCACAUUGGUUCUGAUUAAAGCCCUAUAAGACCUACUAAAGAUUCAUAAAUUAAUUCUUUAAGUACUUUUAAAUUUUUUUCUAUUUUUAGAUUAAAUUGCUAUAGGUAGAUCAGCAGCUAGUUAAUUAGUUUCCUCGCAUACAAUAUAAUCUUAAUAAAGAACUUAAGCUAGAAAAAAAAAAAUGCAAAUGGCUUUUUUAUCUGAAAAAAUGAGUGUUUUAAAAGUGAUCUAUCGAUUACUCAGAAGCAUUUGUUAAGAUAAUCCAGAAAAUUAAUUUUACAUAUACAAAUUGUUCCCAAACUUUCUAUAUUAAAUCAAAUAUUUUAAAGAGGCUACAGAUUGUAUAAUUACUGUUCUUAGUGGCAACGAAUAAAUUUUAAUAAAUUUAUGUGAUCAUAUUAAAUUAAAUGAGAAAUUAAAAGCUAGAUAGCAGAUAGAUAGUGAUGAAUCAUAAUUAUCAGAUGAAAUGGAUAUUUAGUUCAAUUCAUCUGCUGAUGAAAAGAAAAAUAUUUUAUUAUAUUAUAAAAAUUUGACAGAAGAUAGUCAAGGACAAAGAAAUAUAUAAUAUUUAUAAUUUUUUAGAUGUAUAUGUCGACUUAAUGAUUAAAGUAUAUCUGUAAAUUAAGAAAUGAUCUUCAAAUUUAUCAAAUAAAAUGAAAAUUUUAAAAGUUCACUAUUUAUGCCGAUUAUAAUGUAAAUUUAUCAUAUAUUAUGAGUGAAUCCACAAAGAUGAAAAUUUAUGUUGAUCAUACUUAAAUUGCUUACUUAACCAGUAUUAAGGAGUAAUUAAUUCUAUUAUUCUAGUUCAUUGAUCAAAAAUUAUUUAAUAGAGUAAUUAUUUUUAUAUGCAGAUCUUGCGUAUUAGAGAAACUUUUUGUGGAAAUCUUAUUUGGAACGUAUUUUUCCUACCUAAUUUAUUUUUGAUUAAGUUUUCGAUGAUUCUAUGUCAAUAGAAUAUAGAUCUGCAUUCUGUAAUAUGGCUAUUACAAGUAAUAUAUACUAAAAUGUAUAGUUUAUGUCGAUCAUGAACCCUUCAAUAAAGCAAUUGUACCAAAUUUAUGUAGGUUAUAUACAGAAACUAAACCAAUUUCAAAAAGUGUCUAAUCUUUAAGUAAACUUGAAAAACUGGUGGAUAUAUAUAUACCUUUGGUUUAAAAGACUUUUGAAUUUUUAGAAAUUCUUUAUAAGAAAUUAAAUGAAGAUUUGGAAUAUAAAAAGGAUCCUAAAUAUAAAAAUAAUUAAAAUGAAGAUUAAGAAUAAAACAAAAAGGGGACAAAAUAAAAACCCAAUCAAAAUGAAGAAGAUGCUUAUAUUAAUCCAUUAGUAUUAGAUAUUACUAAACUUAUAUCAAUUAUGAUCAGAUUUGAUAUGUUGAAAAUAAUGAAAAGAGAUGAAUUGUAUAUAAAAAUUGUACCUAAACUAAUAACACUUUUAGAAUAUGAUAAAAAUAAUCUGCUUUAUUCUUAUAUACUAAAAUCAGUCAGAGAAUCAAAAAUAGAAAAAGCAAAAGAAAGAAUAAAUUUAAAUGUUAUUGGUAACGUAACAGCACAAUCUUAAUUUAUGAAAAUUGCGAAAGAUUUAGCAUCAUCUAUUUUAGGAAUUCCACCAAAACAAUAAAGAUCAUUAGAAGAUGAAUUUUCUGAUUACGAUACAACAGUCAUUGCAAGAAAUCCAAUAGUUUCUAGUCUUAUAUCUAUUAUUUCUUAUAUGGACACUCUUGGAGUAUAAGAGACUAAUUCUUCUAAAAAUCAGAAUCAACAGUCUAUAUAAUCAAAUUUUGAAAUUGAAAUAUAAAAAGAAGUUUGUGGAAUUCUUUUAUACUUUUAAGAUUAAAGAUAAGAUUUUUAUGUCUCAAACUUUAUUUAAUUUUAUAAGAAUUUUACAAAUAAAUUUUAAUAGUUUAGUUGGAAUAAUACUUUAUUAAAAGAUAAAUUUUUAAAAGAUUUAGAAUCAGAAUUAGUGUAGGCUUUGCCGCCAUUUUUAAAAACCGGAAUAGAAGCUAUAGAUAAAUAAGCUUAGACUAACAUAGAGGCUAUUUAUAAAUCAAAUGAUAUGAAUGAAUUAAUUGGUGUUGGAAAUUUAUUAGCAUAAUCGAAAAAAUUUUAGAUUUAAAACUCUUAAUUAACAGAAACGAUGGAUUUAGAUAAAUUGACAUCUGGGGAGACUUAGGCUGAGUUAUAAUUGUUACCUUCCUUAAUUGUAACAUUUUUUGUCACAAAUGAUUUUGGAUUAUAAAAUGAACUUAUUGAAUUAAUGAGAAGAUCUUUCUCUUAAGUUUCUGAAAUGAUGUAUCAUUUAAAUAGAAUUGAAUUAUUAUUCGAUAAAGUUGAGAUUGGUUGUUAUUAAUUUUUAGAGGUUUCAAUCUAAGAAUUGAAAGUGAUUACAGAAUGUUCUGAAGUAUGGUUAGUUGAUUUUUUAGCAUCUCCAUAAGGUGAAGUUAAGGAAAUUUAAAAGAUCCUAAAAAUUUUGGGAGAUUUAUAAUUGUUAUUAAAAUAAGGAACAUCUAUAGAUCAUAAAAGUAGAGUAAUAAAUGGAACAGAUUAAAUCUCUCUUUCUAGAUAAAAAAUCUUUAAUUUCUUGAAUGCUUAUGAACCUUUACUAAAUUUUAUAAGAGAUACUCAAUAGUAAUUAGUAAAAGUCUUAGAUGAUCCAUUUUACUCAAUAGAAACAAAGAGUUAUGUGAUAUAACUUUUAAAAGCAUUAUUUGCAUUGCUAACAGAUUUUUGUGAUAAAAAUGAUGAAAAUUAAAAAAUAAUGCAUAAAAAUGCAAGUCUCUUUAUGGAUGAAUUAUAACAUGAUUAUGGAUAAAUGAAUCUUCUAAGUGCAAUUUAUAGAGAUAAUAAAUAACUCUGUUAAAAAAUAGAUGAAACUUUAUUAAAAAAAAUAAAAUCAUUUAUAUAUUCAUAUGGAAGAUAAGCAAGAUUUCUCCAUUUAUAUAAAAAUAUAUAAACUUAUAAGAAUAACCCAAUAAUAGAAGUAUAAACAAAAGUGCUGCAAUUGUUUAUUCCUCAACACAUAAGUACAGAAGAUUAUACAGAUAUUAAUGAAUUUUAUCUUUAUGGCGAAUUUAAAGCAAUUGAAGGUAGGAAAGUCCUUGAAUUCACGUUUGAAAGAUCAUAAGAGGCUAAAUUAUGUGAUCAACCUUAUUUAUAUCACAGUGGAAUAUUAUAAGUUUUAUUAGCAACAAUUGUUGGUGAAGAGAGCUUUAAAAUAAAUUCCCCAAAGUUAAAGAAAUUAUUUAAAUUGCAUUAUUUACUUGAAUUAUUAUUAUAACCAGAUGAUUUUUUAUCAGAGGAAGCAAAUAUUUUGGAAGGAUUGGUUGAGGUUAAUCUUUGUAUGGUUGAUGGAAUAAAACAUAUUAAACCAUAAAUUAUAGAAAUGGCAAAUUUACUCUAUGUAAAUAACAAGGUUACAGAUUUAUAUUUGUUUAUUAAAGAAUAACAUACCUUUACUGAGUUUUUUGCAUAAGAAAAAAGUAGAUUAGUUAAAAUUUAAUCUUUACAAGGAAAUUUUGACUCAUAUUUACAAUAUUUUUUUGAUUAUGUAAUAGUUCUAAUGAAAUAUUAUUCAAAAAAAGUCAUUACAAAGGAUUCAGCUUCUGAAUAUCGAGAAAGAAGUGAUUAUAUGGAAUUGAAAGAUGUAAUGAACAUCAUUCUUGGAAUGUGUAAUACAAUGAUUUCGCAUAAGUUAAGAGUUAAUUAAUAUAAUAAUUUGGUUGAAUUUGUACAUUCUCUUGAUGAAUAAACUCUAACAGAUAAUGCAGGGUAGAUAUCAUAGUCAUUAUAAUAAUAAGAAUUUACAAAACCAUAAGCAGAAGAAGAUAACUAAACAAUUUUUACAUAAAAAAAAAAGGAUUCUCCAUUAAUUCAAAAUGAGAAAGAUGAAAAGUUAAAAAGAACGAAUAAUAAAACUGAUAUUGAUUAACUAAAUUAAGAAACUGUGGAUUGGAAUACAAAAAAGGCUUGGGAAAAAUUUUUAGAAGAAUGCUAACAACUUUAAUCAACAAAAAAAACUUAAUCAAUCGAAAUGAGAAUUUUAAGUUAAACAUUUUAAGAGGUACAUAAAUUUGUUCCAGAUGCUAUGAUAAAAGAACUAAGUUUGUAAAAUUUUUGUUUUAAGGACUUCUUAAAAAAAUUAAUUAGAUUUAUCGAAGUAGGAAUAAUUAAUAAAGCAAAUAAAUCAAAUUUAAUAUAUACUUUAUAGCUUUUAGAAGACAUUUUAGAUUCUAAGGAUGAUUUAGAAAAAAUUCAAAAUGAAUUUGAUUCCUGUUAAGCAACUAGAAUGUUCUUGAAUUUAUUAGCUGAUUUUUAGGUUUAUCCUUUUGACGAUGAUUUGUUAAUAUAAUUAUUUAAAUUUGCUUUAAAAUUAAGCAAAAAUGGAAAUUAACGAAUACAAACAACAGUAUUUAAUUAUUUUAGCAAUUUUGAAAAAUCCGAGAUGAUAUUUCUAAAGAUGAACCAAAUAAUUUAUGAAGUAAUUAAUGAAAAUAAGAAAACCUAAUAACUUUUAAUGUAGUAAAAAAGUUAAAAAGAUAAGGAUUAACAUUAAAAAUAACUCUAUUUAUCAAGUAUUUAAGAAUAAUAAAAUGAGGAUGAAUCUACAUCAAAAGAAGCAUAAGAAGCAAGAAGGAGCAAAAUGAGUAUAUUAAUUUAUUUGCUUAAGUACUUUUAAUUGAUUUGCGAAGGUCAUAAUUUAUAGAUUUAAAAUUAUCUUAGGUAAUAAUAUAAUAGUAGAAACAAUUAUAAUAUUGUUUAAGCUAUGGUUGAAUUAUUAUGUGCAUUUGAGAAUGAUUUACAAAGAGAUUCUUUUGAAGUGAUUAUGAACACAUUAGAAACCUUAACUGAGCUUGUUUAAGGUCCUUGUUCCUAAAAUCAAUAAGAUAUUAUUGAUUCCUUAUUUUUAGAUGUUGCAUCAAAUUAUUUAAAUAUGCACAUAGAGUCAAAGAAAAAAAAAGAUUCAGAUGGAGGAUAAGAUAAAGAAGAACAUUCUAUGAGAGAAAGAUCAAAUUCACUUUAGUCUAAAAGUACAGCAAAGGCAGGCGGCAAAGUGAAAACAAUAUAAAUAGAUAGGUGGAUGUUGGAAAGAUUAAAAUAUAAAUGCAUGGUAUUAGUGAGUUCAUUAUUAGAAUUGAACUCAGAUACAAAUGCUAUAAAACGCAUUUUAAGAUCCUUACCAAUUAAUGUACUUAAAAAGAAUUUAAUUAUUAUUUAUAAAAAGCAUUAAAAAAUGUACAAAAAAUUGGGUUAUAAUAAAGAAUCUUUGGGACAUGUAAUUAAAUUAAAUUAAAUUUUUAGCUUGAAGAGAAUCCUCAUAUUUCAACUAAGCCUCCAGAAUAUCAUGAACUAAUUUUAGAAACUGGAUUUUUAAUUUAUUUUUUAAUCAAUCACUACGCAAAUUUAGAUACAAAAGAAAUCGAUCCAGCCACCAGAGAUGAACUUGAAGAAAUUAAAGAAAGUUAAAAAAACUCUGAUUAGGAAGAUCCAUGGGCUUAGUUAUAAAAUUCACUUAUUGGACAAUUGGCAAGUUUAGUAUUUUCAUUGGUUGGUGGAAUAUUAGAAAUGAUAAAUGAAUGGAGAGAAUAUGCUCAACAAUAAUUAAUGAAAUAGUUUAAAGGAAAAGAAAGUGCAGAAGAAGAUGAAAAACGAAAGGCAGCUAAAAAAUUAGCAGCAUAACAAUUAUUUAAUGAUAGCAUAAUGUUUUUUUAAAAGAAUUCUGCUACUGUUGAAGUGAUCAGAGAUUAAUAGAUAGAAAAAAUUAUUUUCUAUAAAUUAUCUUUUUGUAAUUAUUUACCUCAAGAAACAAAAACUGAAUUUCAUGAAACAGUAGAUAGAGAUUCUACUAAUUCUAAAGUAAGCGCUUUAGUAGAAAAUAUGCCAAACUUUAUGGAUGUAGCUAAACAUGAAGAAGAACUUACACAAUUUUUUAACUAAAAUAAAUUUGUUGCAUUAUUUGCAAAGUAUGUUAUCUUAUGGAAAGAUUUGUGUUUUUUGUUGACUUUAGUUUUAAAUGUUUUUAUUGUUCUAUCCUACUAUGAGGGGGAUUCAGAUGAUCCAGACUAAAGAUUCUUUGAUAGAUUAAAUUCUCCAAAAUUUUUAAAAAUGCUUUCUGUUGAGGAAACAAUGUCCAUUUUUAGAUAUUGUGGAAUUGGUAUGAUUGUUUGUUCAUGCUUUGUUGUCUCUUUUUUUAUUUUAAAAAAGGGACCAUUAUAUGUAAAGGAAGCAUGGAAUCAAAGCAAAGACUUAAUUAAGGAAGAUUAAAUUUGGAUUAUUAAAUUCUUUUUAAAGUUAUAUAUGGUUGGCUUUUGUUUAGUUAAAGUGCUAUUAAAUAUUGAUAUGAUUUAUUAUUUGGCUUAUGGAGUUUUAGCUUUUAUUGCUACAUUAGUUCAUCCUUUCUUUUUUGCUUUUCAUUUAAGUGAAGUAGUUUUAAGAUAUCCUACUCUAAGAAAUAUUAUUAAAUCAUUUUGGGAACCAAAAGUAGCAUUAGGUUUGACAUUUAUUUUAGUUCUAUUAAUGAAUUAUUACUUUACCUUAAUGGCAUAUUUAUUAUUUUAUGAUAUUUAUACAAAUGGUAUCUUAUUCAUCAUAUAUAUUUAGGAAAAUGUGAUUCUUUAUUAGUUUGUUUUCUUUCGACGUUUGAUUAUGCAUUUAAAAAUAAUGGUGGAAUUGGUGGUUGGUUUGAUGGUAAUUUUCCUUAGGAUCCUGCAGAUUAUAGUUAUGGAAGAUUUUUUUUUGACUAAUUGAAUAAUAUUCUUAUUCAAAUGAUCAGCAUUUAGAUAUUUUCAGGUAUUAUUAUUGAUACCUUUGGCGAAUUGAGAGAACAAUAAUUAACUAAAGAAGACGACAAAGAGAAUAUUUGUUUCAUAUGUGGACUUGAUAGAGAAAUAUUUGAUAUGAAAUCUGAUGAUGGUUUUAAUAAACAUACCAAAUAAAACCACUAUAUGUGGAAUUAUGUCUUUUAUAUGGCCUAUAUGGACAAUAAAAAUAAAAGUGAAUAUAACGGAAUAGAAACAUAUAUUGCAAAUAAAAGAAAAAAUUAAGACAAUUCAUGGUUCCCAAUUGGCUAAUCUCUAGAACUUUAAGAAGAACUAGAGGACUAACAAAUGAUUGAAGAUAAAAAAAUUUCUAAUUUAUAAUAAAGAGUAAAGAUAGAUAAUAUAAUAGAUUGAUGGAAUUAAAUUAAAAAGUGAAAGGGUACUUUAAAUUUUAAAUGACAUUCAAGAAUAAGUUGGCUGAUAAAAUAAUUUAC